AGCAACCCCAGAACAUCAGCAAAGUAGUGUCAUUGUAAAACAACAAUUUCCAAACUUUAUUGGGUGUUAUUAACACAGUCUUGUAUGAAAGGUUUUACACUAUGAACUUUGUUAAUUGACUGCUUUUGCUUAUUUAUCUGACAAUAAAGAAGUCCAGUAAAAAAGCAUUUUGAAUUUGGUGUUCAGGUUAAAACUCGGGAAUUUCUAAGAAAAUAUUUAAAAAUUAAAGAUGUCUAAGAAAAAUUUCCCUUUAUUUCAAUAUCUAUGAAAUUCAAUAGAUAUAAUGAAUAUAUGGCUAUCAAAAUAAUUUUUAAUAAUUAAUUAUUUUCGCCAUAGCAAUAAAUGUAAGGGAAUUUCCACCAGAGAACUUCUACCAUUACCAUUAUAGCAACAAAUCAGGAUAAUUCAAAGGCGAAUCCGCACAUAGAUGACUUUACCGUUCACCUCAAAGAACCGUUCAAAGAAAUUUGGAUGCCCUACACAUUUUCUGGUAUUAAAUGCGUUCCGCUUUCACUUUGUCACCUUCAGAUAUGUUUUGAUAACAAUGGAUGCUCGUUCAAUAUGCUUUAAUUUGACAUGCCAUAAAAGUAAUCAUGGUGGAGGUUGCAGAUUUGAUACUAAUUUUCAAAAAAUGUUAGAUUCCUAUCACAUUGAGGAAAUAUUUAACAAAUUUAUUUGGAACAAUGAGAAUAUUUUAAUGACAUCUGCUAAAUGGGCAACCUUAGAAGAAUUCCAAAUAUUAAUAAGCAAGUAUGAAUGCAUGGAUCAAGUUAAGCAGAUAAUAAUAAGGGAAGGUGGUGGUAUUGUUGUUUCUGCACUCUUAAAUGAGGACGAAAAUGUUAUUAAAUACAUGGCAGAAGAAAUUAAAAUACUUCCCACAUAUUCAAAUCGUAAAUCAGCUUUAGGGUUAGCCGUUGAAAAGAACAACAUAAAAGCGGUGGCGAUUUUAUAUAAACAUAUGAAAAACUAUCUUGAAAAUAGGGGAAAUGAGGAUAAAGAAAUUGAUUCUCAAUUAGAUUCCUCUUUCCACCAGGAGGAAAAAGAAGUUGGAUUGUUUGUUAAACGCUACCUAAAAGAUUACAUUUAUUUUGAAAGAGAGGAAAGGAGAGAACAAAUCGCCGAACUUUUGAUGCAUUCUGUAUUCUUUGACGAAGAAGAUUUUAAAAAUGUACUUGUUUAUACUGCUCGAUACUCCCCGAUAAAUACAAUAUUUUGCGUUUUUGAUCUAAUACGUGAUUUUUUUCCUAACUAUUUCAGAGAGAAAAUAAAGAGUUUAGAUUCAAACGAAGAAGACGUCUUAUCAAUUAUUGCAAAAUACAGAUUGACUAAUCCCAAUAAUGUUUUAAGAGAAAAUAUCAAUCCAAAUAGUGAAGACAUUAUAUCAAUUAUAGAAGAAUAUAAAUUACGGGAGAUUGCGAUAACGCCUGAAGAUUUUAGGGAACUUUACAAGAAGUAUUUUUACAAUAAAAAUGUCCCACGAACAAAUUAUACAAAGAAAGGAUCUGCAUUAUAUUACUUAAUACUUCACAAACAAUUUGAAUUAGCAUUGUUUGUUCUGCAAAAAACAAACUUUAAGAAAUGUAAUUCUGAACAAAAAAAUAGUUUUCUAAAAGCAAUCGAAGAACUCCGAUGGAAGCUUCAGGAUAUGCACUUGGAGAACGAACAAGUGAGAACAUCCUGGGGUGAAGCCUUGUCAGUACCCUUAAAUGAUGGCACAAGUAAACGAAAACCAAAGUUAAUACCAAGUCGGCAAUUAAGAGAAAAGAAAAGUAUGGCAUCAAAUAGAAAAGGGCAGCUACUUCGCCAAAUAGCAACACAGUUAUUUUACCGCUGGAAUAACCAAAAGAAUAAAACAUUAACAGAAGUUCAAGUAAUGCAAGUGACAAAUGGAAUUAGGUUGAUAAUUUUUGUAGCGUUUAAUCCCGCAGACAACUGCAUAGUUAAAAAGAUUAAAGAAGAUACAUCUAAGAUGCAGUCAGUGCUUAAAGUGGUUCAAACUGACUACAGUAUCAGAUAUAGUACACAUCGAUCAAAUCGUUACAGCAAAAAACUACGAAAGCGUCUAGGCAAUCAGCCUAACAAAAUCCUUUCUAAGGUGUUAAGUCAAACUCCUGUGAUUGUGAAUAGCUUGGAUAAUUUUGAAUACGAAUGGCAGAAUUUCUAUGUGCUAUGUCUUUCCAAUGUUGCUGACACCAAGAGACACGCAGAAGAGAUUUUAUGCGACGCUGCUAGCAAUUUAAAAGAAGAUUUCGAACCUCGUGACUUGACAUUCUCCAUUUAUGGAAAAAGACGACCAUGCAUGAGCUGUCUUGGGCGAAUGAGAACUGCAGGAAUUCAUCAUUUUAAUCCUAAUCCUGGAUACUUUUGGUAUUCUUCAAUCGGUCAUCAGUCAGAAGAUUGUGCUAAAGAAACACUAAAUAUUUUGAUGACAGAAGUACCACACGUGACCAUUGAGAAUGAUGAAGAGCUUUUAGAUUAUGAUACUAGGUCGGAUUCGGAUUCAGAUUAACUGUUUAGGACGUAAGGGAAAACUGAGAGGCAAUAGAAGAUUGAAUUUAUUCACACUAUAUGCUGUAGAAUAUUUACUUAAAUGUUUUUUUUUAAUUGUUUAUUUAAUGUAUUUGUAACAACUUUUGAGUGAAGUUUUCUAUCACUUAAAGAAUAUUACCACAUUAGUCAAUAAAAAAUAUCAAUAUUAACACGUCAAGAUUA
Hydractinia symbiolongicarpus is the source of this 2712-nucleotide messenger RNA. RefSeq lists its product as uncharacterized. NCBI's taxonomy places the organism in Eukaryota, Metazoa, Cnidaria, Hydrozoa, Anthoathecata, Hydractiniidae. The record is from RefSeq and is a predicted model, not a curated record. The transcript is spliced from 2 exons. The coding region runs from base 428 to 2509 and encodes 693 amino acids.